Rangifer tarandus platyrhynchus (Svalbard reindeer) is the source of this 2820-nucleotide messenger RNA. The record is from the annotation of a GenBank genome assembly. Lineage: Eukaryota; Metazoa; Chordata; Mammalia; Artiodactyla; Cervidae.
AUGCAAGCGACGCCCCCCUGGGUCAGGUCGCCCCCCAGGUGCCCGCCGAGCGCGCGCUCGCUGCCGGAUGAGGGUGGGAGCGGGCGCCGAGCCGCGAACGAAAGCGGUCAGAUGAGCGGUGGGGGCGACUAUAACUUCAGGCGGGUGGCGAUUCGGCGGAAGUCCAACCCCUCCUACCUGCCGCUCGGGACCCCGCGACCCUGGAGUCGGCCGUCGUCGCACCUGGCUUGGGCCCAGUCAGCCACGUCCAGGGGCCAGGCCACGGCAGACGCCCCAGGCAGCAGUAUCUGUCCAAAGAUCACUAUAGUUCCACCCUGCUUGAAAAGCAGCACAACCGCACUGAUUGAUCAGAAUGCAUCUGAUGAAGAGGCUCAGGGAAUAAAUGGGAAAACGCCAGCAAAACACUUAGCUGCAAGUCCAAAGCCACAAGUGCCUCCAAAGCCACUACACCUGCAGAAUUUACCUUCAACCAAUAUUCACCAAACUCCUAGGCAUAAAGCUUUAUCUAGUGCAAAACCAAGGAUGGAGGAAGUUAAACCUGCCUCUGCUUGUGUCUCAAAGGAAAAGCCCAGUAAGGUAUCAGAUCUCAUCAGUCGCUUUGAAGGAGGCAGCGCUUUAUCAAAUUACAGCGAUUUGAAAAAAGAUUCUGCUGUGAACCUAAAUCCUCCUAGAACCCCAGGAAGGCAUGGAUUGACAGCCACACCUCAGCAGAAACUCCUUUCCCAGCACUCACCACAGAAGCAGGGAAAUGGUACAGAUCAAUCUCAGGGUGAACAGACUUGUGUGGCAAAUGGUAUGGUAGCAGCACAAAACCAGACGGAAUGUGAGGAGGACAGAGCGGCCACUCUUAGCCCAGAUACUCCUAUUCAAACUUCUGAACCCUUGCCCGAUACAAACUUAAUGAAUGGAGAAAAACAAGAAACAGCCACAGGCCCGGCAUCACCCACAACAAAUAACUGUCAUGAAGAUCCUUCUGACAGUAGCUGCAGGACUUUACAUGCCAGCCCGAUGCUCCCACUGGAAGAAGAAAGGACAGAUACAGAAGCCAAGGUACAAGAGAGGGAAAGUGAAGAAAGCCCCCUAGAACUGGAACAGCUGGACCAGCACCAUGAGAUGAAGGAGACUGAUGAGCAAAAACUUCACAAAAUAGCCAAUGAACUUUUGCUAACAGAAAGAGCUUAUGUCAGCCGACUUGAUCUCUUAGAUCAGGUAUUUUAUUGCAGACUAUUGGAAGAAGCAAAUCGAGGUUCAUUUUCAGCAGAGCUGGUGAAUAAAAUCUUUUCUAAUAUUUCAUCAAUAAAUGCCUUCCAUAGUAAAUUCCUAUUGCCAGAGCUGGAGAAAAGAAUGCAAGAAUGGGAAACUACCCCUAGAAUUGGUGACAUCCUUCAGAAAUUGGCACCAUUCCUUAAGAUGUAUGGAGAAUAUGUGAAGGGAUUUGAUAACGCAAUGGAAUUGGUUAAAAACAUGACAGAGCGCAUUCCCCAGUUCAAAUCAGUAGUUGAAGAAAUUCAGAAACAGAAGAUCUGUGGGAGCUUGACUUUGCAGCAUCACAUGCUAGAACCUGUUCAGCGCAUUCCCCGGUACGAGAUGCUCCUUAAGGACUACCUAAGGAAAUUGCCCCCUGAUUCUCCGGACUGGAAUGAUGCUAAAAAAUCACUUGAAAUUAUAUCUACAGCAGCAAGCCAUUCUAAUAGUGCAAUAAGAAAAAUGGAAAACCUAAAGAAACUGUUAGAGAUUUAUGAAAUGUUGGGAGAAGAAGAAGACAUUGUAAAUCCUUCAAAUGAAUUAAUAAAAGACGGACAGAUCCUCAAACUAGCUGCUCGGAACACAUCAGCACAAGAGCGCUACCUUUUCCUAUUCAACAACAUGUUGUUAUACUGUGUGCCAAAAUUCAGCUUGGUGGGCUCUAAGUUCACUGUUCGAACCAGGGUAGGCAUCGAUGGAAUGAAAAUUGUAGAGACUCACAAUGAAGAAUAUCCACACACUUUCCAGGUAUCUGGGAAAGAGAGAACACUGGAACUGCAAGCCAGUUCUGAGCAAGACAAAGAAGAAUGGAUCAAGGCACUUCAAGAGACUAUUGAUGCUUUCCAUCAGAGGCAUGAAACUUUCAGAAAUGCAAUUGCCAAGGAUAAUGAGAUUCACUCAGAGGUUUCUACUGCUGAGCUAGGGAAAAGAGCUCCAAAAUGGAUCCGAGAUAAUGAAGUUACCAUGUGUAUGAAAUGCAAGGAGUCUUUUAAUGCCCUGACAAGAAGAAGGCAUCAUUGUCGAGCAUGUGGACAUGUGGUUUGUUGGAAGUGUUCUGAUUAUAAAGCUCAACUUGAGUAUGAUGGUGGUAAAUUGAGCAAAGUCUGUAAAGACUGUUAUCAAAUAAUAAGUGGAUUCACAGACAGUGAAGAAAAGAAAAGGAAAGGAAUUUUAGAGAUUGAAUCAGCGGAAGUAUCUGGAAACAGUGUGGUGUGCAGCUUUCUGCAGUAUAUGGAAAAGUCAAAACCUUGGCAGAAAGCUUGGUGUGUGAUCCCCAAACAAGACCCUCUCGUGCUGUACAUGUACGGUGCUCCCCAGGAUGUCAGAGCCCAGGCCACCAUUCCACUCCUGGGCUAUAUUGUGGAUGACAUGCCAAGAAGUGCAGACCUGCCACACAGCUUCAAACUGACCCAGUCUAAGUCUGUGCACAGCUUUGCUGCCGACAGUGAGGAACUGAAACAGAAGUGGCUGAAAAUCGUCCUUUUAGCUGUCACAGGUGAGACGCCAGAUGGUCCUAGCCAGCAUCCAGACACUUUGGACGAUCAUCUUGAACCUAAGAGAAAAUCAGAAUGCUAA